UGAUUUCAGUGAAUUUGUCAACAACAGCUGUAUUUCAGUUUUGUUCUUCCGUUCUGUUUGUCAGGUUUUCUAUUAGCUAUAGAGAUUUGGAAUUCUCCUGGAACUUCUGCUGAAGGAAGGCUUACUUCUUUAUGUGUGUGUGUCCUACGUGUUCAUUCGCUCACCUUCGAAAGAUGCAACCUGCUAAUGUGCUUUUGGCCUUAGAAUCUGCCUUGCAUGAGGGUGUGGAUGAUCAAGAACUUAUUGGGAUCACCAGGGGCAGAAUAUUACCUGAGGAACAUCGUGCUGAGAUAUGGUACACUUGUUUAGGGGGAAAGAGUAAGCUAAGUAAUUUUACACAGUUUGAUGAAAUCUUUGAUCUACAAGAACAGGGCCUCAUAAGAGCUGACAGCAAAGCUCUUGUGGAUAAAAUAGGUAACGAAGAGGAGGACAAAGUUUCUGUUGUCAGUGAUAUUGAAUCCAUAUUUACUCACUACUGCAAAACGAGGCACCUCAAAUAUGAUUCCUCGCUGUUGUGGGCUGACAUUGUGUUACCACUCUUGGCAGCAAAAAUGGCCAGGGAUCACAUUUAUAUAUGCUUCGAAGAAAUACUUGAAAAAUAUAUACCUAGGGAAUCUGGCAUUGGAGGUCCAGUCUACCAUUUGUUACGACUGAUAUUGUUAUAUCAUGACCCAAAGUUAUCUACAUUCCUAGAUUCACGUAAAAUUACACCAGAUCUUUAUGCUACAUCAUGGUUAAGAAGUUUAUUCUCUUCUGUGUGUAGCUUGGAUUCCACAAUGGCUCUAUGGGAUAUCUACUUCCAAGAAAGAGAUCCAUUUUUCAUCAUCUUUUUGUCACUAGUCAUAUUGGUAAAUGCAAGAGAUCAAGUGCUUGAAAUGAAGAGUGAAAGUAGGGAUCAGAUUAUCACUACACUGUCAGGAAUUCCAGCUGGUCUUAGUGUAGAUGAUGUCUCUGAUUUUUGCUCCCUUGCAAGAUAUUAUAUUAUCAAAACUCCAUCCACUUUCAGAAAGGACUUUUCAACUGCCAUAUUUGGAUCAGUUUAUAUGGGACAUGGUGACACAUGCAAUAGAGUAGGUGAUCUUCCAUUGUCUCAAGCCCUUUGUCUUCCUGUUGCAGCUGAUGAAAUAAUAGAUACUUGUGACAUGUUGCAGGGUGCUCCAGAUGAUGUUGAACAGGUUCGGUUUUUCCUUGUGGAUUGCAGGCCCUCUGAUCAGUAUAAUGCAGGCCAUCUCCCCAAUGCAUUUCAUCUGGACUCAAGCUUGAUGUUACAGCAUCCUGCUUCUUUUCAAACUGCCGUCCAAGGGUUAUUUAUGGCCCAGCGUCAAGCUGUUGCAUCAGAGACCCCAGGUUGUGGUCAGCACUUGUGUUUCAUUGGAUCUGGUAGAGAACAAGAAGAUCAGUAUGUGCAUAUGGUUGUUGCUUCGUUUUUACAGAGAAAUACACAGUACAUCAGUUUAGCCAAAGGGGGAUACCAUGCUCUGCAUGACAUGUUGGUCCACAAUAUAAAUGAAAGCCUAAGUGAUCAUGACUCCAAACACUGUCUUGUGUGUGCCCCAGACAACCAAUCCCAUUCAUCCGAGCCAGCAGACCAGGAAGAUUUCUCUGUUACCUCCAAGCAGCAACCAUCGUUUAUGAACAAAUUUUCAUCCUUUUCGUCUGUGUUCAAGAUGAGGUCCCCUGCUGUGUUUGAGAAGCUGUCCUCUGUAGUGUCAGGGUCUCGGUGCAUACCAGGACAAACGGGGAAAAUUUCUAAGAAUGAAGCCCCAACGGAAGUUACUCGUAAUGAGGGAACAGCAUGUCCCAGACAGUGUGAUGUUCCAGUAGAAAAUAAUCAAAGUUUGGAAUCUGGAGAGACUAGUGAGUCAGUAGAAAUGAAAGAGAAGCUGGUUGAAUACAUAACUAAUCCUAAUGGGGAAGGGGUGACUGUUGAUCGUCAUGUGAGUUCGCAGGAUCGUGGAAAGCUGUAUCGUAACCAUGGUGAUGUUUUUAGCGUUGGAUUUGAUGAUGAUGAGGUUCCUGGUGGCUAUGAUGGAAGAGAAAACAGUCCUCUGGAAGUUGUGAAAAUUACUCAGUGGCUGAAAAAACCAGAUGUCAUUUCCUCGUUUUCAUGUCAUCAGGUUAAGGAAAAUGGAUAUAUGUACAAAUGUCACCUCCUGCUUAUGGAUACACUUCUCUUUGUGAUACGAGAGUCCGAAACUAAGAGUGGAGAAGGUCACGUAACAGCACGGAGAACUUUAGCGUCUAUAGUCAAGAUAACUUCCAAAAAAAGACAUCCAGAUCUCAUAACCUUCAAGUAUGGUACCACCUCACCUGAUGGCGAUGUCACAAUCUCAGAUAUGGAUAGAUUCCUCAUACCGAAAGCCAGUGAAGCUACCAAAGUUAUCAAAGAACAGAUAAUGAAGCAAAUGGAAGCUGCCAAGACCUAGUAGGCAUCAUGUACAGCACUGGUUUUUUCAUAAAAGUUGUUUACUAUUGACUUCAGUUAAUACAUAUUUGUAUAAACAUGAACAGAGAUUUCAGACGUCAAGAAAAAAUGAUGUUUGUCAGCAGUGAAAGUAGAUGAAAAGUAAAGAAUGAUCAUUAAAAUGAAUGUCUUGGUUUUGUAUCUUUGCAAGACAUUUUACUAGGACAAGGAAAGUUUACUGUAUAUUUGUAACUAAUCUCUGCACAUCACAAAAUGCAGGAUGACUGUUGUAUAAUUCCCUCCAUUACAAUUCCUGGCUGAUAUCUUCUUUAGAACCACAACUCCAUUCUCCUUCCUCUUAACGUCUUACGUCCAUACAGAAACAUGAAACCUCUGUACCUCUUAGGACUACCUGAUUAUUUAUUCCUCCAUUCCAAGACAUUUUUUUACUUGUGUAUAUAAUACAUAAUAAUUCCAUCCUCUUCUUGGGUGGUGAAGUGUCCCUGUUUGAUAGUACGUAUAUAUAAAUAUAUUAUAUAUAUAAAGAGAGAGAUUUACAAUAUAUUGAUAGUUAUCUUUUAAUUAACGUUGAAAAGUCACUGGGCUUACAUAUGGCUUGUCAAGAUUUCUUGCUUUAGCUCAUGUGGUUUUAGGGGAGAAGAUUUUUUUUAGUGUAGGUUUCUUCUGUUCUUAUCAUUUUGAUUUCUGAGAAAUCAGAUAACCGAGAGUUCCAGUAGUUGUUCAUCAUUAUGUAUUAGUGUCAUACAGUUAUUACUUGAAAAUGCAUUUAUAGUUUAUGCUGUUUUAGUGUUUUUGAUACUAUAAUUUUUCAUAGUGCUUCUAAGUAACUUUUUGGAGUCAUCUGAAAACCUGCAUACUGUGAUGAAAAAUCGUCAUGCAAUUGUGGUUUUACCAUUUUUUUAAAUUGUGGCCAGUCUGUAGACCCCCAGCCAUUUUUUUAAUAUUGCACUUCCUUUUUAUUUGUACUUUUAUUAGUUUGCUUUGGGGCUGAUGUGCACAAGAAAACUUUAAGGAAAAAAGUAUCAUUUAUAUUUAUUUUUAAAUGAUAGAGUCCAGCUUAUUUCUUGAGGAAAAUGCCUGCACAAUUAAGCAAGUUUUCCAAGUGCCCCUUUCAAAAAAUGUGAAAUUGUUGAGGUUAGGCAUUUAGCAACUUACAUAUUUCUUUUAUUUAUAAGAACUUCACAUGGUAUCUUUAUGAAAAUUAGGUAAGUUUGGAUUGGUGACUGUAGAAAUAAAGUACAGUAUAAUCUUGAGAAUUUCUUCCACAACAUGAUGCAAAUAAAAUGGAUUUUAAAUUGAAUAUCAUGGGAGAUAGGACAUACAGCUAUACUACUAGUUAUGAAUGGAGUUUUAGUGUGCCAAUAUUACAUUAAAUGAAAAGUACUUAUCCUUAGGGAAAUGUGUUAUCAUGAUUUCUUCAGUAAUUAGUCUAAACAGAAUGAUACUUAAUGUAAGGGAGAAGAUAGAUGGAAAUUUGCCAAACUAAGUGGUAUCUUUUUUGUUUGAGAGAAUAAUUUUGUCAUUGAAUAAGCACAAUGCCCAACUUAAAUUUGUUUAUGGGAAAGCAUCAUUACUGUACAAAGACUGUUAUAUAUAAUAUAGAGAAGAAUAUUAGUCUUUUAACAAAUUUGUUUACUGACAAGAAUUUUCAUUACAAUUAUUUUAUGACGGUAAUGUUAACAUCAUUUUUUUGUCGUAUACCAGGCAGCAUUUGCUUACCAGUUUUGUACGUUUGAAUUUCCUUUCAGCAGCUUUCCUCUAUUCCUUUCACUAAACUUGCAAUCUGCAGGUAAUGUUACUAAUCAUCUGUAUUCUCUAAAAUUGUCCUAAUUUUUGUAGGAAACUUGUGAACAAAAUCUAGAUUUUAGUAUGAAAGUAGUGAAUCCCAAAACGUGUGACAGGAGUUGUACUGGAUUACUCAUAUUUUCAUAUGUGUUUUAUCCUCAUUUCACAAUUUAUGUGGCUCUAACCUGUUGAUUUCUUAUUUAAAUAUUUACCUAGGGUUCCUUUUCCAAGGACAGGAAACUGAUCAUGUAAAAAUUUCUUUUCAAAUUUUAGUAAAACAGGCUUUGUUGUGUCUUUUGCAUUAAAAUUAUAUAUAUCGUGA
Messenger RNA from Macrobrachium nipponense, 4532 nucleotides. RefSeq names its product TBC1 domain family member 23-like (gene TBC1D23). The record is from RefSeq and is a predicted model, not a curated record. NCBI's taxonomy places the organism in Eukaryota, Metazoa, Arthropoda, Malacostraca, Decapoda, Palaemonidae. Gene Ontology annotation, cellular component: trans-Golgi network. Gene Ontology annotation, biological process: retrograde transport, endosome to Golgi. The coding region runs from base 132 to 2426 and encodes 764 amino acids. The transcript has 16 exons.